CCCUCAACCUCUCAAAGGCUCAAUUCCGAAAAUCCCAUUCCCAGCCGCAGCCCACGAGGCCUCCGACUCCGAGUGCUUUCUUCGUUUUCAUGUACUGAUUUUUUUGCUCUCUGAUUUCUGCCAAUUCCUUCAUCACUAAUCUCGCUCUGUGGGCAAUGGAAUCCUCCACCGUUGAAAAGCUCUCCGAUCUCAGCAUCGGCAGCGACGAUUGGGCUGCUUCAGCUCCGAAUCUCCGAAAGAAUCUCCAGAUCCUGUCUCCGGAACAGAUUGAACUUGCAAAAAUGUUAUUGUGUGAGGGACAGAGCCAUCUUUUUUCUCAUUGGCCAGAGCCAGGUGUUGAUGAUAGGAGUAAACUGAGUUUCUUUGAACAGGUCUCGCGGCUUAAUGCAAGUUAUCCUGGUGGUUUGGUAUCAUAUAUCAAAAAUGCAAGGAGCCUACUAGCGGAUUCAAAAGCUGGAAAAAAUCCAUUUGAUGGCUUUACUCCUUCGGUUCCAUCAGGCGAAGUAUUAACCUUUGGUGAUGAUAACUUUAUGAUGUUGGAAGAAGAAGGCAUUAGAGAAGCACAGAAUGCUGCAUUUGUUCUUGUCGCAGGUGGGCUUGGCGAACGGCUUGGGUACAAGGGGAUUAAGUUAGCUCUUCCUUCAGAAAUCACGACAGGGACAUGCUUCUUGCAGCAUUACGUAGAGUCAAUUCUUGCUCUUCAGGAGGCUAGCUGUAAACUCUCUCCAGGAAAAUGUGAUGCUCAGAUUCCUUUGGUGAUAAUGACAUCUGAUGACACUCAUGCACCCACUUUACAGCUGUUGGAGUCGCAUUCUUAUUUUGGAAUGAAGACAGACCAAGUCAAACUUCUUAAGCAGGAAAAAGUAGCUUGCUUAGCUGAUAAUGAUGCAAGGCUUGCCUUGGAUCCCAAUGACAAGUACAAAAUUCAGACAAAACCUCAUGGUCAUGGGGAUGUUCAUGCACUACUUCAUUCUAGUGGGGUUCUGAAUCAAUGGAAAAAUUCGGGUGUGAAAUGGGUUUUAUUCUUUCAAGAUACGAAUGGAUUACUCUUUAAGGCAAUACCAGCUUCAUUGGGUGUAAGUUCGAUCAAAGGAUACCACGUAAAUUCACUUAGUGUUCCUCGCAAAGCAAAAGAAGCUAUUGGGGGAAUAACUAAGCUUACUCAUGCUGAUGGGAGGACGAUGGUUAUUAAUGUGGAGUACAAUCAGCUUGACCCCUUGCUUAGGGCUACUGGACAUGCUGAUGGAGAUGUUAAUUGUGAAACAGGCUAUUCUCCCUUCCCUGGAAACAUAAACCAGUUAAUUUUGGAACUCGGACAAUACAUUGAAGAGUUAAAUAAAACCAAAGGCGCGAUUGCAGAAUUUGUGAACCCUAAAUACAAGGAUUCUACCAAGACAUCAUUUAAAUCAUCAACUCGAUUGGAGUGUAUGAUGCAAGAUUAUCCAAAAACACUGCCUUCAUCAGCGAGGGUUGGCUUUACGGAGGAAUAUGGCAAAAAAGCAAAGGGUAAGAGUCUUGAGUGCAGAACAGGAGGGACGGGAGUGGAGGAAGAGAAGACAAAGCAGAUGGUCAUGGAUGCUUGGCUUGCAUAUGCACCUGUAAAGAACAACCCUGAAGAUGCUGCCAAGGUACCCAAGGGAAAUCCUUACCACAGUGCAACUAGUGGAGAAAUGGCCAUCUACAGGGCGAAUAGCCUCAUUCUAAGAAAGGCUGGAGUCCAAAUUGCAGAUCCUGUAGUCGAUGUGUUCAAUGGACAAGAGGUGGAAGUGUGGCCUCGCAUCAUGUGGAAGCCUAAAUGGGCACUAAUCUUUUCGGACGUAAGGAAAAAAGUGCUCACGGGAUGUUCUGUAUCUCAAAGAUCUACUAUGGUAAUCAGUGGGCAAAAUGUAUUCCUUGACGGCCUCUCCUUGGAUGGAACAAUUGUGAUCAAUGCAAUUAGCGGAGCAGAGGUGAAACUGACUGGGAGUGUGCAAAACAAGGGAUGGAUCCUGAAGCACAUAGAUUACAAGGACAGCUCCUUUCCAGAGGAAAUGCGAAUCAGAGGCUUCAUAAUUGACAAAGUCGAGCAGCUGGUGAUGAACUAUACCGAACCAGGGAAGUUCUGCAUUGGUUCGUAGAUGUAUUGUUUUCAGGCCUUUUUAUCUUGGAGACUGUCAUGUAAAUUUUUAAUUAGGGUUUACUGCUGAAUUUAAAAAAAAAAGGGUUAUUAUUCUUUGUCACCACCAGAGCUUGGUUCUGGGAGUGGUAUUAAUUUCCUAGGUUAAACCUAGAAGUAAUAAUGUCUUUUUCCCGAAUAAAGAAUAGUGGCUUGCACGAGUCGUUUCAAUGUUUUAACUGAUAAUGAAACAGCACUCUUUCAGGAACAAAUCUCGUAACCUUCUGUGGUUUA
Asparagus officinalis (garden asparagus) is the source of this 2389-nucleotide messenger RNA. Its product is annotated as UDP-sugar pyrophosphorylase. Gene Ontology annotation, molecular function: UDP-N-acetylglucosamine diphosphorylase activity. The transcript is spliced from 18 exons. Gene Ontology annotation, biological process: UDP-N-acetylglucosamine biosynthetic process. The record is from RefSeq and is a predicted model, not a curated record. Lineage: Eukaryota; Viridiplantae; Streptophyta; Magnoliopsida; Asparagales; Asparagaceae. The coding region runs from base 156 to 2117 and encodes 653 amino acids.